ACAGAUUCUCACCUCACGCUCGAUGAUACCGAACGCAUCAGCAAAGAGCUCAUCAACCUCCAGGACACUUACAAGACUGCAGUGGAAACCAUGAAGGAUGCCAGGAAGCAGGUGGACAGUGAGAUGGGCAGUCAGACACAAACCAACUGGGAGCUUGAACACCAGACAAAACGAAGCAAUGACUAUAAAAGUCAGAUGGAAAAAGUUACAAAGGAAAUUGAAGCCAUGAGAACACGCUUAUCAAUGCUUAGCGAUGGCUGCAAACACUGUCCUGCAGGAUGGAUUUUAAUGAACUCUGUAUGUUACUACUUCCCCUUGAAGUCAAAUGAAUUCAAAACAUGGAAGGAAUCCAGAGAUUUCUGUCAGCUGCAGGGAGGAGAUCUUAUAAUCAUAGACAGCCAAGAUGAAGAGAACUCAACAGUCAAUUAUUUGAGAAAUCAGCUACUUCCGUGCAACUGA
Pundamilia nyererei is the source of this 459-nucleotide messenger RNA. Its product is annotated as asialoglycoprotein receptor 2-like. The record is from RefSeq and is a predicted model, not a curated record. NCBI's taxonomy places the organism in Eukaryota, Metazoa, Chordata, Actinopteri, Cichliformes, Cichlidae. The transcript has 3 exons. Bases 91 to 459 code for a protein of 122 amino acids.